UGUGACCCAUUAAGAUACAACAGCAUAAUGACAACUAGUACUUUGGUGAAGCUCUGCUCCCUUGCCUGGGGAGUGGCAUUCGUUUUAAUAAUAAUCCUCUUUGCUCUUACUCUUAGACUUCCGAGAUGCAGAUCACGGAUAGUGGAGGCUUAUUGUAGCAAUGCAGCUUUAUUUAUUUUAUCCUGUGCUGACACUACUGUAAAUAACAUUUAUGGCUUAUUUAUUACAGCUUUUCUAAGCAGUUUGUCUUUUUUGGUUAUUGUCUGGACUUAUGUUAGAAUACUAAUUACAUGUUUAUAUAAAGGUCAAAGCAGUAGUAAAAGCAAAGCCAUUCAUACAUGUGCUACUCACUUAACUGUCUAUAUUAUUUUUGAAUUAACUAUUUUAUUCACUAUCAUUAUGCAACGAUUUCAAAAUGUCAGCCCAAAUGCACGGAAAAUGAUUGGGGUGUUAAUUACAACCUUGCCGCCGUGUGUUAAUCCUAUAAUUUAUGGAAUUCAUACAAAGAAAAUUCGGAGUAAUGUUUUGAAAUGCUUUAAAAAUACAAUACUAUCAAAUGAAUGAUGUU
Polyodon spathula (Mississippi paddlefish) is the source of this 568-nucleotide messenger RNA. Its product is annotated as olfactory receptor 52K2-like. The annotation marks the transcript as partial. The transcript has a single exon. Gene Ontology annotation, molecular function: olfactory receptor activity. The record is from RefSeq and is a predicted model, not a curated record. Lineage: Eukaryota; Metazoa; Chordata; Actinopteri; Acipenseriformes; Polyodontidae. Gene Ontology annotation, cellular component: membrane. Gene Ontology annotation, biological process: G protein-coupled receptor signaling pathway.